AUGACCAGUCGAAUCGUCACGGGCGCUGUCGCGCGUAAUCCAGAACGGGCCGCUUCGUGUCGUCGCUGCAGGUGGCGGUGGCGCGACCUGGGGCGCUGGGACGAGCAGGAGCGGCAGCAGGACCUCAAGGAGCGGGAGAAGAGCCUCGCUGCCGAGACGCGCCGGCGGGUGUUCGGCGAGAAGGAGGACCUCAGGGGCAACGUCAGGAACGCGCCCAUAGUGUCCAUGAUCCUGAAGACGCGGAGCGUGACCCAGUUCGACGUGCUCAUGGACGAGGUCGAGAGGGUGCAGGAGCAGUACGGGAUCCGGAUCGUGAUUGUGCACGGUGGGUUGGGCCCUGUGAUCAUCAAGGACGUCACGCACGCCGAGGUGGAGAAGGGGUACGGAUUCUGCCCCAUAUAUGCCUUCCAGGUGGGCGUGCAUCCAGACGCUGCCGCCCAGGCAGACUCUCAACAGAUUGACGUGCGCCGUUUCAGUGUGUUCACAGACCUCAUCGCCGACGUUGCCAACCGAUGCGAGCGCAUCGACCGCAAGGAAGCGCUGCAGAACUACUCCGACGCGUUGAAGGACAAGCCCACGCUGUCCGGAAUCUGA
Prorocentrum cordatum is the source of this 594-nucleotide messenger RNA. NCBI's taxonomy places the organism in Eukaryota, Dinophyceae, Prorocentrales, Prorocentraceae. The record is from the annotation of a GenBank genome assembly.